UUUAUCUCCUUCCACAUUUGUGACUCAUCACAAACCAUUCCAACUUCUGUUAGGCUCAUUCAACAUAUACAGAGCUUUUAACAUUCCCACAUUUUCACAAUAAAAUAACUAAAUUAAGAAGUAUUUUACAUAUUGACCACCACCAUCCAGUUUUCAUGACCGAUUCAAAACAUUCCAACUGCAAUUUUUUCAACUCAUUCAAGUUCAACAUAUGCAGACCUAUUAAUAACAUUUCCAAAAUUCUGUGACCAAUUCUAACCAUUUCAGCUUCAAACUUGACGCUUGACUUUUUUCUUUUUUGUGACUUUUUUUUUUUUACCGCUUGACUGGGAGCAUUUCCUGCUGACACGCUGCUUAUACAUAGGAAAAGUGGACGUGGCUAAGGACAGUAUACGGACAUUAAGGGGGAAGGGUGCGUGAAGGAGGGCGCUAAAGCCACGCCCCCAGUAGGUAUUAGCGCCGGGGUGUGCAUUGUGCAAAACAACAUUGGUUUGGCUAAGGACCCCCCCCGAAAAUGGCACCGACAAAGAGACACGCUUACGAAGCACAGUUUAAACUGCAAGCUGUCAGUUACGCGGAGGAACAUGGGAAUCGAGCAGCCGCGAGAGAAUUCAAGAUCAACGAAUCCAUGGUUCGCAAGUGGAGGAAGCAGGAAAACGAGCUUCGCCAAGUCAAGAAGACGAAGCUGAGUUUCCGCGGAAACAAGGCGAGGUGGCCCGAGUUGGAAGACCAACUCGAGCAAUGGAUUAAUGAGCAAAGAAUAGCCGGGAGAAGCAUCUCUACAGUCACCAUUCGACUUAGGGCAGUAACGCUUGCAGAAGAAAUGAAAAUCGAACAUUUUCAAGGAGGUCCGUCUUGGUGCUUUCAUUUUAUGAAACGGCGCAAUUUAUCCAUUCGGGCAAGGACUACCGUGGCGCAGCAACUUCCGGCGGAUUACAAGGAAAAGCUGGCGUGGGAGCGAUGGAUGACAGAUGGCGAACACAGCUUUACUAAGACUGGGAGGCAACGCCGGGCGAGUAGCCCCACCAUAUGUGAAUGGAUGCUUGGGCUAACGUGUCUGCUUGCACUGUUGUUCGAGCUUUCGUAAAAGGCGGCAUCAUUUCUGAGAAGCCGCACGGCAACGAGACUGACUCCGACGAGUACGAGAGGGAACCUGGCGUGUUUGAUUGAGAACUUGCCCAGCUGUUCAUUUCGGAUACAGAAGAUGAGGACUUUGAUGGAUUUGUGGAUGAGGAUUGAUCAAAAAAAUAACGCCCAGAGUCCACAGUUCCAGCGGUAUUGACCUUGGUGAGACGCUGCAGGAGGACCUGGGAGCGAGCCCGCCACAUGCUGCGGCGCCAGGGACGGUCCUACAAGACCGCAGCUGACCGCAGGAGCACACCGGCCCCGAACUACAAGGGGGUCAGCGAGUUUGGCUCUCCACCAAGCAUAUUCCACUCCGGGUGGAGUCCCGGAAGCUCGCUCCCAGGUUCGUUGGGCCCUUCCCCAUCACAAAGAUAAUCAACCCUGUCACCGUGAAGCUUAGGCUCCCUAAGUCGAUGCGGGUCCACCCUGCUUUUCACGUCAGCCUGCUCAAGCCCACCCGGGAGUCCCUUCUGAAAUUGAGGGUGUUAUGUGUAAUGUGAUUAGUGGCUAUGCCCCACAGGUAGGAUGUGACCUAGUGGUGAAAGAGAAAUUCUGGAAGGAGCUAGACAAAGUAGUUCUGAGCAUCCCAGACAGAGAGAGAGUCGUAAUUGGUGCAGAUUGUAAUGGACAUGUUGGUGAAGGUAAUAGGGGUGAUGAAGAAGUGAUGGCUAAGUACAGUAUCCAGGAAAUGAACUUGGAGGGACAGAUGGUGAUAGACUUUGCAACAAGGAUGCAAAUGGCUGUAGUCAACACAUUUUUCCAGAAGAGGCACGAACAUAGGGUGACCUACAAGAGCGGAGGUAGAAGCAUGCAGGUGGAUAACAUCUUGUGCAGACGAUGUAAUCUGAAGGAAGUUACCGACUGUAAGGUAACCUCUAAGGUAGGGGAGAGUGUGGCUAGACAGCAUAGGAUGGUGGUGUGUAAGAUGACUCUGGUGGUGGGGAGGAAGAUUAGGAAGACAAAGGCAGAGAAGAGAACCAUGUGGUGGAAGCUGAGACAGGACGAGUGUUCUGCAGCUUUUCGGGAAGAGGUGAAACAGGCUCUCGGUGGACGGGAGGAGCUUCCAGAAGACUGGACCACUGCAGCCAAGGUGAUCAGAGAGGCAGGCAGGAGAGUACUUGGUGUAUCUUCUGGCAGAAAAGGAGAGAAGGAGACUUGGUGGUGGAACCUCAAAGUACAGGAAAUCAUACAAGGAAAAAGGUUAGCUAAGAAGUGGGACACUGAAAGGACCGAGGAGAGGCGAAAAGAAUACAUUGAGAUGCGACACAGGGCAAAGGUAGAGGUGGCAAAGGCCAAACAAGAGGCAUAUGAUGACAUGUAUGGCAGGUUGGACACUAAAAAAGGAGAAAAGGAUCUAUACAGGCUGGCCAGACAGAGGGAUAGAGAUGGGAAGGAUGUGCAGCUGGUUAUGGUGAUUAAGGAUAGAGAUGGAAAUAUGUUGACUGGUGCCAGCAGUGUGCUAGCUAGAUGGGAAGAAUACUUCGAGGAGUUGAUGAAUGAGGAAAAUGAGAGAGAAGGGAGAGUAGAAGAGGCAAGUGUGGUGGACCAGGAAGUGGCAAUGAUUAGUAAGGGGGAAGUUAGAAAGGCAUUAAAGAGGAUGAAAAAUGAAAAGGCAGUUGGUCCUGAUGACAUUCCUUUGGAGGUAUGGAAGCAUCUAGGAGAGGUGGCUGUGGAGUUUUUGACCAGCUUGUUCAAUAGAAUUCUAGUGCGUGAGAAGAGGCUUGAGGAAUGGAGGAAAAGUGUACUGGUACCCAUUUUUAAGAACAAAGGUGAUGUGCAGAGCUGUGGGAACUAUAGAGGAAUAAAGUCGAUGAGCCUCACAAUGAAGUUAUGGGAAAGAGUAGUGGAGGCUCGACUCAGGACAGAAGUGAGUAUUUGCGAGGAACAGUAUGGUUUCAUACCGAGAGAGUACCACAGAUGCAUUAUUUGCCUUGAGGAUGUUGAUGGAAAAGUACAGAGAAGGUCAGAAGGAGCUACCUUGUGUCUUUGUAGAUCUAGAGAAAGCCUAUGACACAGUACACAGAGAGGAACUGUGGUACUGCAUGCGGAAGUCUGGAGUGGCAGAGAAGUAUGUUAGAAUAAUACAGGACAUGUACAAGGGCAGCAGAACAGCGGUGAGGUGUGUUGUUGGUGUGACAGAUGAAUUUAAGGUGGAGGUGGGACUGCAUCAGGGAUCAGCCCCGAGCCCCUUCCUGUUUGUAGUGGUGAUGGAUAGGCAGACAGAUGAGGUUAUACUGGAAUCCCCGUGGACCAUGAUGUUUGCGGAUGACAUUGUGAUCUGCAGUGAAAGCAGGGAGCAGGUGGAGGAACAGUUAGAAAGAUGGAGGCAUGGACUGGAAAGAAGAGGAAUGAAGAUUAGCCGAAGUAAGACAGAAUGUAUGUGCAUGAAUGAGAGGGGUGGUGGGGGAAGUGUGAGGCUACAGGAAGAGAUAGCAAGGGUGGAGGACUUUAAAUACUUGGGGUCAACCGUCCAGAGCAAUGGUGAGUGUGGUCAGGAAGUGAAGAAACGGUUCCAAGCAGCAACGGUUGGAACGGGUGGAGGAAGGUGUCAGGUAUGUUAUGUGACAGAAGAGUCUCUGCUAGGAUGAAGGGCAAAGUUUAUAAAACAGUGGUGAGGCCAGCCAUGAUGUACGGAUUAGAGACAGUGGCACUGAAGAGACAACAGGAAGCAGAGUUGGAGGUGGUGGAAAUGAAGAUGUUGAGGUUUGCUCUCGGAGUGACCAGGUUGGAUAAAAUUAGAAAUGAGCUCAUCAGAGGGACAGCCAAUGUUCGAUGUUUUGGAGACAAAGUUAGAGAGAGCAGACUUCGAUGGUUUGGACACAUCCAGAGGAGAAAUAGUGAGUAUAUUGGUCGGAUGAUGAGGAUGGAGCUGCCAGACAAGAGAGCUAGAGGAAGACCAAAGAGAAGGUUGAUGGAUGUCGUGAGGGAAGACAUGAUGGCAUUUGGUGUUCGAGAGGAGGAUGCAGGAGAUAGGCUUACAUGGAAAAGGAUGACGUGCUGUGGCGACCCCUAACGGGACAUGCCGAAAGGAAAAGAAGAAAGAAGACUGUCAUGGGUGUGUGUUCGGGUUUUUGUCUUCCCCCUGUUUCACACACACCUGCUCCUGAGAGCAUCUUCACCACCUGUGCCUCGUUCACCCUAAUUACCCCUUGCAUUUAACCUUGUGUCUCAUUCUUUCUCGUCGCCAGUUCGUUGUACCUUGUCGUUGCGUUCCAGCAUUCCUUGUCUCCACGUCAAAGACUCACAGUAAGACUAGACCCUGUUCCGAUUAUCGACCUCGCCUUUUUGCCUCAUGUUUUUGGAUACUGUUGCCUUUUUUUGGAUUGCCUGCCUGUGUACCGACCUCUGCCCGUAUAAUAAACCUCUCUUUUUUUGAAACUGUCCAUUUGUUUUGGAGUCAUGCAUUUUUGGGUCCUAUUCUCUGUUCCUUUCAUGACAGAAUCAUGAUAUAGCGGCCUACUUUUCUGGAAAUUCAGAGGUGUGGGUGUCCGCAGGCCAGUGGUCAUCCAUAACCAAGCCAUUGCCCAGUUGCAGUUCUACAAAUAUCUGAGAGGCUUUAUACUGGCACGUCGACAGACUCUGCUUGAGAUUACAGCAACGGUCGCAUUUUUCAAGUCGUCUGAGAAUUCAGUGUUGAUCAAAGAUUUAUGACAGACUUAUGGAGUUCAGUACCAGUGACGGCAAAAUGGGCGAAAAGUGUUACGGAACCAGAAAUGAAAAGAAUAGUGGCGUCCUGGCUGCUUUGAAAAACUCACGCCAAUUCACCUGGUGGGCUCAACCUGGUGGGCUGAACACACAAGGAACCCUUCUGGGCUUGUCUCCAUGGUAACCACAGCAGGGAUAGUGUCCUUGGCAGCGACGAAGGGAUGGAGAGGAGGAGAGGAGAGCGCACAAGCGAGCGAGAGCGAGAAAGAGAGAGUGAAAAGUUCAUGCCCCUCACGCUGUCCAGCUGCCUUGUGUCAACCAUCGAGACCUUCAAGUUCCUGGGAAUUACAGUCUCUCAGGAAGUGGCCGAUCAACAUCAACUCCGUCCUCAAAAAGGCCCAGCAGAGGAUGUACUUCCUGCGGCUUCUGAGGAAGCACAGUCCUGUGGCAGUUCUACACAGCGGUGAUCGAAUCAGUCCUGUGUUCUUCCAUCACCAUCACAGUCUGGUUUGGUGUUGCUACAAAAAAGGAAAAACUACGACUGCAACGGACAAUCAAAACUGCCGAAAAGAUUGUCGGUACCCCCCUACCCACUCUUGACGACUUGCACCCUGCCAGAAUUAAGACAAGAGCGUGCAAAAUCCUCUUGGACCCUCCACAUCCUGGUCACCAGCUCUUCCAGCUCCUUCCCUCAGAAAAACAUUUCCCAAAACAGUUGGUGUCAGAAGUGGGAUCCUAGGAUUGAUCACCGAUCCAGAGGACCCCGGGAGUGAUUGAUCAUCCAGGACCAACGCACGAGUUCGGCCUCCACCCAAAGAAUUAAGGACGGGGGGUGCUGCCGGGUCUCUGGAUGUCGGCUAUCACCUCAGGAUCAGAAAAUUUGUAUUCCUUGAAAAUCAGAGCAUUUCAUAUGGUGUACUGUGUUUGAAACAAUCUUGUCUUUGUAUUAAGUGGUACUGGUAUUGUUGCUCUCCCCACAUUCCAUUGGUUAAAAAGUCUAGUUAAAGUUGAGGUUAAAAAGUAUUUAAAGUCAAGGUUAAAGAGUCUAGUUAAAGUCUAGAUCAAAAAGUCUAGAUAAAAUCUAGGUUAAAGAGUCGAGUUAAAGUCUAGGUCAAAGAGUCGAGUUAAAGUCUAGGUUAGAGAGUCUAGUUAAGUCUCGGUUAAAUCUCUCCUGGUUGGAAUCCGGAGAUUAGGGUUUAAGUUCCCAACAAUUUCGAAGACGUUCGAAUAUUGUAAAAAAGAGAAGCGCUUCUAACAGGUAUUGGAAAAUGGAAAGCGGGAAGAGCAAAAAAAGAGUAUGGCCGAAUUACCAGUGUAUACGUCACCUAUUAUGUUUCGUAUGAGAGAAGAAUAUGGAGAGAAAUCUGUGGAAUGCGUGGAAAUCUAGAUAAAUGAAUGUGGUUUCCCAGCAAAAGGGAGCCUGUGUACACCAACUAAAAAAAAAAAAAAAAGAAAAGAAAAUUGGUUGAGAAAGAACAAAGAAUUAGUCAAGGAUUUGGACCUUUUAGAUAAAACUGUCAAAUGUCUGGAAAUGUGGUUGACUGUUAGAUUUAGAUGCGAACAGGGACAGCUUUCUGACAAAACCAUGUUUAGGGCAAGUUACUGAUAACUGUGGUCUGAUCUGUCCGAAUUGGCCAAGGGGAGUAUUUCAGGUUGUAGCCGUGAGCUGCGUUCCACAGUGGCCUCCACAAAUUGAUCACCCUAUGACAAAGAUCAAGAAGAAUGUAAUCUGGAAAAGACCAACAACACAACCGCCUCCCGCGACCCGCAGCACGGCCCUCCACAUGCAGCACUUCUGCGGUUCCCCCCCUCUUCUCACACAGGCUGCUGCAGCAUCCCAACAAGAGCAGCCGCCUCCCUCCUCCAGACCGUCUGGCCUCAUGGUUAGCAAAGCACCCCUGAAACAGAUUUGAGGAGGUUGAGGCUGGGAGGGGACGUGAACGGUGCAAGAUGCUUUCCUUGUGGAAAGAAGGGACAUUGGAUAUACAUUGGAUCAGAGACUGUGGAAAGGACGAAAGAAAACUCAUGGAGGUGAUCAGUGGUGGGGGACCAAGUUCGUCUGACCUCCGGCUGACUCCCGGCGGCCCCAAAGACAGAGCAGCGAUAUAAAGACACACGCAUCCAACAUUGCUGUUUGUUUUUGUUAUUUUUCUGCAAUGAAGACGCGCUUGGCACUGAUAACACUGCUUCGCUUAGGCUAGUUAUUUAACUUACAGUCACCACCAGACACUCAUAUACACACUUAUGGAGUUAAUGUAUGCAACUAUGAAGUAUAUUUAACAGAUCCCUUUGAAUUAGAACGAUGUCCUCCCACUCUCCAAAACCAGUCCAAAUGGACAGAAUUAGCAUUAUAUUUGGAUCUCUCAGCGCUGUUAAGUUCUUUUGUUUUUGGUUUUUGUUUUGUUGUAUUGUUGUCAUGACAACAAAAGACGAGGGAUGACAAAGACACAUUGAAAAUUGAAGUACCUGAAAUGUAGAAUUAUUACUUGUAAUUGUCUGAGGAUCUAUUCCCCGUGUAGAUGUUUGGUCUGGGACCAAAGGUGAUAGAUUAAAAUGUAAGACGAUUUGUAAUUUUUCAAGGUUUCGAGAAACUAUUCACUAGUGACUAUUUGGUCUGGGAAAAAUACAACCCCCAAUUCCAAUGAAGUUGGAACGUUGUGUUAAACAUAAAUAAAAACAGAAUACAAUGAUUUGCAAAUCAUGUUCACCCUAUAUUUAAUUGAAUACACUACAAAGAUGAGACAUUUCAUGUUCAAACUGAUAAACUUUAUUGUUUUUAGCAAAUAAUCAUUAACUUGGAAGUUUAUGCCAGCAACACGUUCCAAAAAAGCUGGGACAGGGUAAUAAAUGUUUGGGAACCGAGGACACCAAUUGUUGAAGCUUUGUAGGUGGAAUUCUUACCCAUGCUUGCUAGAUGUACAACUUCGGGGUCUCUGUUGUCGUAUUUUACGCUUCAUAAUGCGCCACACAUUUUCAAUGGCAGACAGGUCUGGACUGCAGGCAGGCCAGUCUAGUACCUGCACUCUUUUACUACGAAGCCACGCUGUUGUAACACUUUUUGUGCAUAAACUGAACACGUCUUUUCAGCUUAUGCACAAAAAGGACUUGUGAGUGACUGUGCAGUCUGCUGAUGACUGAUGUGUCGGUGUAUGUAUGUUUAUUUCUGUGUGUGGUGUUUAAGAGACGAGUGCUGGAAUCUUGGCCAAGUGUUUGGUGAAAGUGCGUUGUUUGAUUGAUUACAGGAAGAUCUGUUGUUCACUAUGGAUACUGUAUGGACAACCCCAAUUCCAAUGAAGUUGGGACGUUGUGUUAAACAUAAAUAAAAACAGAAUACAAUGAUUUGCAAAUCAUGUUCAACCUAUAUUUCAUUGAAUACACUACAAAGACAAGAUAUUUAAUGUUCAAACUGAUAAACUUUAUUAUUUUUAGCAAAUAAUCAUUAACUUAGAAUUUUAUGGUUGCAACACGUUCCAAAAAACUGGGACAGGUGGCAAAAAAAGACUGAGAAAGUUGAGGAAUGUUCAUCAAACACCUGUUUGGAACAUCCCACAGGUGAACAGGUUAAUUGGGAACAGGUGGGUGCCAUGAUUGGGUAGAAAAGGAGCUUCCCUGAAUUGCUCAGUCAUUCACAAGCAAAGCAGGGGCGAGGUUCACCUCUUUGUGAACAAGUGCUUGAGAAAAUAGUCGAACAGUUUAAGGACAAUGUUCCUCAACGUACAAUUGCAUGGAAUUUAGGGGUUUCAUCAUCUACGGUCCAUAAUAUCAUCAAAAGGUUCAGAGAAUCUGGAGAAUCACUGCAUGUAAGCGGUAAGGCCGAAAACCAACAUUGAAUGAAAAUUUUAUUUCUAAAUUUCAAACCCCAGACAAAAACGAUCUAAUAACGGUACAGAUGUUACGUUUGGGCAUGACAAUUUAUUGUAGGUCCUUGAUCAGUAAUUAUGCAUAACUGAUUGUGUCAUUGGCAUCCCUUGGACAAAAAUGCUGAGGCAGAUUUUAUCCAACGGAAGAAAGUCCUUCGAUUGCCAGACGACUCAAAACCCUUCACUUGUUAUUUUCAUGACCUCGUGUUGACAAAGACAGGUUUUAUGGGGAAAGGAAAAGUGCCUAGCUGGAGAUUUUAUUCCACCCAAAUUUUUGUAAUGUGUCGAGAACACAUUUUAUGUAUUUACAUUUAGUAAUGUUUUGAUUAGGCGGCACGGUAGCCGACUGGUUAGAGUGUCAGCCUCACAGUUCUGAGGAGCGGGGUUCAAUCCCCGUCCCCGCCUGUGUGGAGUUUGCAUGUGCUCCCCGUGCCUGCGUGGGUUUUCUCCGGGCACUCCGGUUUCCUCCCACAUCCCAAAAACAUGCAUGUUAAUUGAAGACUCUAAAUUGCCCGUUGGUGUGAAUGUGAGUGUGAAUGGUUGUUUGUUUGUAUGUGCCCUGCGAUUGGCUGGCAACCAGUUCAGGGUGUACCCCGCCUCCUGCCCGAUGAUAGCUGGGAUAGGUUCCAGCACGCCCACGACCCGAGUGCGGAGAAGCGGCUCAGAAAAUGGAUGGAUGGAUGGAAUGUUUUGAUUAUCACUCUCUAUGAUAAUCAUAAUAUACAAAUGUUAUAUUAUUAUAAUGCUGAUAAUGGAUAAUGGGUCAGAACAUAUUGAUGCUAUAGUGAUAAUGUAUAUAAGGAAAUAAAGAUUGAUGCACUUAAAAAAUACUGUCUAGCUAUGGUAGGCAUGUUAAUGUAAGAAUUGGAGUAAGUGGUAGUAGCACAAUUAAUCAAAAUUAUUCUCAGAAUAUUAUGACAAUUCUUUGAAAGCUUUCCUCUAACAACAGCUUUCUGACAGAUUUCAAGUGGACCUCAGAACACAUGAUAGCUACCACCCACAAAUGAAUACCGGGAAGUCAAUUAAAUUAGGUAUAUAUGAGGAUGUGUGUGUCCCCUUUCAUUUUUUGAGAUUGUUUUUGCAGACACUCCAUUGGACCGGAUCCAUUCGGGUUUACCUAAGCCAGAACUGCCGAUGGGCAUACAAAUCGUUCAGGUAUUGCACAUUAUUGACGAAUCAAUUUCAGGAAACAAGUCCAAUCAGCACUCCCAAGGCUGGCCAAUGGACCCCUGCAUGACAUCAAACCCGAUGAUUUCGUGCUGAUUAAGAACUUCCGACGGAAAAUGUGGCGACAUCAGCGCUGGCUGGGGCCUUUCCAAGUCCUUCUUGUGACCCACACUGCAGUGGAAUUUGCUGAACGACCUACGUGGGUUCACGCGUCACACUGCAAGACGGUCCAACCCCUCCUAAGGUCCGGACUCCUCCACUUCCUUCACCCUCUAUGACGGAUGAUCGAAAAGGUCACACACUUGCGUAACUUGGCACAGAAGAAAGACGAUGACUAAUACCCUUCCCAACUCUAAUAAUUGUUGUGAUAAAAAUGUGUGUUGAAUUGUGUACUGAUGCUCCCACUUUGACAGUUGACACAAUAUGUACCUUACGAGACGGGACAAUUAUGAGGAGCUUCUUUGGUUGUGAAUUUCAAUCGUCACCUGCUUUAUUGUUAUGUUGUGACUACUAGCUCUGUGUGUGGACUACUUGUUGCAGCUGGACAUAGAUAAUUGUUUUGUUUUCUUUCUCGGUCUCUCUCACUUCGAUAUAACAAGGGGGAUUUUUUUAUCUGAGCUUCAGUAAGGGGUGACAACUCGUAAAACUUGUACCUUUUCCUCUCUUUGCAAAGACUUUUCUUUUUUGUAAUAAAAACCCACAAAGACAA
Phyllopteryx taeniolatus (common seadragon) is the source of this 10506-nucleotide messenger RNA. RefSeq lists its product as uncharacterized. The record is from RefSeq and is a predicted model, not a curated record. Bases 1613 to 3136 code for a protein of 507 amino acids. The transcript has 7 exons. NCBI's taxonomy places the organism in Eukaryota, Metazoa, Chordata, Actinopteri, Syngnathiformes, Syngnathidae.